CGAGGCCACAACGUCAAGAAGCACACCAGCAAAUACAUCAGCAUCCACAUCACAACUCCAUCAAACUUCACAAUGUCAGCAUGGAGCAUAUGGGCUACUGGAAGAUACUACAGCCACCGCUCAGCCAGUAAGCUUCCUUGUCGCUGGCUGCUCAGGGAACGGGAAAAGCGAACUGGCCAAUGCUAUCAUUGGACACAAAGGUGCAUUUCGUGUCAGACGAAACCCACGCGAUGGUACACAGACAGCCAAAGGAAAGUGUCUUCGCCGUCGAAUCAACAAUGGCGUCUGGGAGAUGACCGUCAUAGACACACCGGGUAUAUCUAAAGAAAUGACAGAGGCACAGUUUCACGAAGUUGUGAAUGGUGUAGAGUUUUCUCUUCAUGGCCUGGAUGCUAUCAUCUUAACCUGGUCUUACGUGAAAUCAUACGACAAUGAAGAAAGAGAAUAUUGUGUAUUUAAGUCCUUGCAUCGGUUGUUUGGCAAUGGCUUUCUCAGUCGCCUUGUUAUAGUAAUAACCAGUGCAGAUGACAUCACGAUGUCAGAAUCUGAAAUCUUAGAAGGGCUUCCUGAAUGCAUGAAGGAAAUCUUGCAGCACAGUCAGGGUAGGGUUCUGUUAAUGAGCGACACCUACGACGAGAGAACUGUACUGCAGCAAACAUCUAAACUGAUCGACAUGUCUUUGAAACUGACCGAGAAAAACGGCUCAACCUACACGUGCAACGAUCUGUCACCAAAAUGUCAAAUUCCACAAGGAAAAGACAUUAGAGUCGCCAUGCUAGGGAAAACUGGAGCAGGCAAAAGUAGUACUACGAACAGUAUUCUGGGAUAUCCCGCGUCUACAGUGUCUUGCAGCAUGUCGUCAGAAACGAAAGACUGUUUGUGUUUUACAAGAGACAAAGGAGACCGUAAGAUUUCUGUCACAGACACACCGGGAAUACUUGACACAGGCUGCAGUGAUGAGGACACCGCAACUCUUUUGACUGAAGUAGCAACGAAGUUCCCAAAUGGGCUACAUGCGCUGCUUCUUGUAGCAAACCAUACCAGGUUCACAAAAGAGGACGCUUUGGCGGUAGAGCUUUUGAGACAUGUAUUUGGCGAGAGAUUUCUCCAGUAUUCUGUCAUGGUGGUCACUGGUAUGGAUGUCAUAGAGGCAGACGAAAGAGUGGCAAACAAGCAGGCCUAUCUCAGAAACGCACCUCGACAAUUGCGUGAGAUACUAGAGGAAUGCGGUAACAGAUGCGUAUUCUUCAACAACAAGACAAAAGAAGAGACGCUACGAAGAACUCAACUGUGGAAACUCUUAACAUUGGUGGAGAAAACAGUUGAGAUCAACGGUGGACCGUACAGAGACGCCCUCUUCCGGAAAGAGGAAGAGGUGCGGGAGACAACCACGCCUAGCAGAUGUAAUGCAGUUGUAGACAGUAUUGCGGAAGGAACAACAAAAGGCACAGAACACUGGCAUGUCAUAUGGAAGAAAAUCCUUGAGCUCAUCAAAGGUUGGAGAAAGUCUAGGAAGGUUAACCCUAUAAAUAUGAACCAAGUACAAAAUGUGUGA
Branchiostoma belcheri (Belcher's lancelet) is the source of this 1555-nucleotide messenger RNA. Its product is annotated as GTPase IMAP family member 1-like. The record is from RefSeq and is a predicted model, not a curated record. The transcript has a single exon. The coding region runs from base 293 to 1555 and encodes 420 amino acids. Lineage: Eukaryota; Metazoa; Chordata; Leptocardii; Amphioxiformes; Branchiostomatidae. Gene Ontology annotation, molecular function: GTP binding.